Messenger RNA from Drosophila takahashii, 1459 nucleotides. RefSeq lists its product as uncharacterized. The record is from RefSeq and is a predicted model, not a curated record. NCBI's taxonomy places the organism in Eukaryota, Metazoa, Arthropoda, Insecta, Diptera, Drosophilidae.
CUUGUAACGAUUUCCAAACUUUUGCAUAAAUUCUUUAAUUUUAAGGCAAGACAACGAUGCCUUCGACAACCAAGGAAGAUAGGAAUAAAAAGUUUAUGGUGGCCAGCAGUGACUCGGAGUCGGAAAAUGAGGAUCUAGCCCUGGUACAUAUGGUUCUCAGGAAGCUAAACAUCAAGGAUCAAACUCUGCUUCACCGCCAUUUUAAGAUAGUGCCAGAUGCGUUCAAUAUCCUUUGGCGGGAGCAACACCAACCAUUGGACUUGGGACAAAUGCAGUUAAAACUGCAUGGUUCAAAUCUGCAUUUAUUUCUGCAGGACAUGUGCAAGGAGUUUCGGAGCGUCCAUUUUCGCAGUGAGCAACUGCAAGAGGAGCUGAACAUCCUGGAACAGGCGGGUAUUGAACGUCUGGUAAACAUAGAGACCUGUGAGAUUUCCUGGAGUAAAUCUUUGGCUAAGGGUAAUACAAACUUUCCCCAAUGGCCAUUUCACGCCCUACCAAAACUUUUAAGCAACCUGACCAAACUGGAGAUUUUUGCUCCAGUACAGGUCUGCUUUAUUGAACAGUUUCGAAAAUUGGAAUCCUUGAAGAUCUUUGACGCAAUUUCCAGUACAUCUUUAGAGGCAAUUUUAUCCACUGAUUCACCAUUGAUGCAGUUACAUUUACCAGGAGAUCUUACCUAUCAACUUGUGGGAAUCUCAAAGUGUCGGCAUUUAAAGAAUAUAUUGGUAAACCUACAGACCUUUUUAUCCAGUCCCAAUGAGAUUCUUCAGUUGCCCAAACUCUUGGUUUUGAGGCUCACUCAGCUUACAGAAAACGGGGACUCAUUAAAGGCCCUAUCCAAAGUGAUCCAAGUAAAGGGAAGUCAGCUAAAGAGUUUUCAACUUAACUGCAGUUUUAUGGAUCAUUGCAAAUAUCUAGCUCAGCUGCAAUUAAAUCGCUGCCAAAGCUUGGACGAACUGGAGUUGGUGAAUUGCCAAUUUGAGUAUCAGGACAUGACCAAGCUCUGUCUGCCCGCUUCCCAAAGCUAUGCUAUGUUCAGCAAUUGCCCCGACCUCAUUGAUGACCAACUUUUGGACUUCAUCAAGGCCAGUCCCAAACUAAAAGAACUUGUACUUGUCGAGUGCCCCAAACUGACGGAAGCUCUGCUUUAUGAUGUUGUAAAAGUGCGAUGCAGUUAUGAGAAUCCGGAGACCUUGUUGUUCAGAGUUAAGGAUUGCCAGGAUAUUUGGGAUUCCUAUAAAAAGAACUUCUCUAGCCACUGGGAUCGUAAAAGAUAUAUACUUAAACUGGAUUGCAUGACGGAAGAUAAUACGCCCAUCGAUAAUGUCCAGUUCAUGUUUCACGAACCACAGGAAAAUCCAAGAAUAAUUCAAGUGACUGUUUGACAGGGUUUAUACAGUUUUUCAAUAUAUGUCUUUAAAAAGUAGGGGGGAAUAAAAACAUAUAUCAAACAAAAAUA